Messenger RNA from Fusarium redolens, 1797 nucleotides. RefSeq lists its product as uncharacterized. The coding region runs from base 1 to 1797 and encodes 598 amino acids. Lineage: Eukaryota; Fungi; Ascomycota; Sordariomycetes; Hypocreales; Nectriaceae. The transcript is spliced from 7 exons. Gene Ontology annotation, molecular function: N,N-dimethylaniline monooxygenase activity; NADP binding; flavin adenine dinucleotide binding. The record is from RefSeq and is a predicted model, not a curated record.
AUGAUUGACGACUUCUCCAAGAGCAACGGUGAUCAUUUUGGUCAGAAUGGCCAUACUGCCACACCGAGCAGUUCUGGGGAGAACCCAACCAAGUUUACCCUGAAAGACACUCCUGUCGAGAAUCAACGACCUAUGAGGGUUGUAAUCAUUGGAGCUGGGUUUUCUGGUAUCUAUUCAACUAUUCGGCAAAGGCUGAGAAAUAUCGACCUUACCGUGUAUGAGAUGAAUGAGGAAACGUCAGGGGUUUGGUGGCUGAACCGCUACCCAGGCCUGGCGUGUGAUAUCCCAUCGUACUGCUACCAGUUCAGCUUCGCACCCAACCCCUAUUGGUCCUCACUUUAUGCUCCGGGCGCAGAAAUUCGUGCAUAUAUGCAGGAGAUCGCGGAGAGGUAUGGUGCGAAUCGGUUCAUCAAGACGUCUCAUCAAGUCACUUCGGCCACUUGGGACUCGGAGAGCAAGGUUUGGAGACUUAUUGUUAAGAACAACAAGACCGGGGAGUCAUUUGAAGAUACUGCAAACAUCCUUGUCUCCGCAAAAGGCGGUCUCAAUCAGGUUGCUUGGCCCCAGAUAAAGGGACUGAAGCAAUUCGGCGGUAAGCUCAUGCACUCCGGUGCUUGGGAUGAAAGUUACGAUCUGAAGAACAAACGUGUGGGGGUCAUUGGCAAUGGAUCAAGCGCCAUUCAAAUUGUGCCAGCCAUCCAGCCACUUGAGGGCAUCAAGGUGUCCUGUUUCGCUCGAUCCCCGACUUGGGUUAUUCCUUCCUUUGGCGAAACAGCCAUGAAGCGUUUGGGAAUGGAUCCUGCAGUUACUAAGUUCUCGCGACGUCACCAAGAAGCGUUGGCGAGGCAGCCAGAAGUGUACGCCAAAAUGAGAAAGACACUCGAGGAUGAAGCGGCAAAGGUUUACCCCCUGACACUGAUGGGCACCAAAGAACAAAGAGGUGCUCAAGAAUUCUUCAAAAAGCAAAUGAAGGAGCAACUACAAGCCAGACAAGACUUACUUCAAAUCAUCCCCAAGUUUGCCCCAGGGUGUCGCCGUUUGACCCCAGGCCCUGGAUAUCUCAAGGCUCUCCAACAGGAAAAUGUCACCUUUAUUAGCCAAAAGAUUGACGAAGUCACGGAACGAGGAAUCAAAUUGGCCUCCGGGGAAGAGGUUAAGCUUGAUGUUCUGAUCUGCGCCACAGGAUACGACGUCGAAGCACCACCUACGUUCGAAUUAACCGGCCGCAACGGGACGACGCUGGCCGAAAAGUGGAAGCCACACUUCGAGUCCUAUAUCUCACUGGCAGUAGACGAAUUCCCCAAUUUCUUCCUCAUUGCAGGUCCCAAUUGUGGUUUAGGCUCUGGCAGUUUGCUCAGCGUCUUCGAAGCGCAGGGCGACUACAUCGUCAAAGUGAUCCGCAAGCUUCAGAAAGAAGACUACGCAAGCAUUGAGGUCAAGCCCCAGCGUGUAGCUGACUUUAGCCAGUACAUAGACGAGUACUUCAAAGGCACUGUGUACACGGAUGAGUGCUCAUCGUGGUAUCGCGCUGGUAGGCUUGGGUCGCGCGUUGUAGCGCUGUGGCCUGGAUCUUCUGCGCAGUGCCUUGAAGUGUUGAGGGCGCCUCGAUGGGAGGAUUACGAAUUUGAGAGUGCGGAUCCUACGGGGAAUUUGCUGCGGUGGAUGGGGAAUGGUUGGAGUCAGGUGUUGACUGAGGGUGAUCCGUCGUGGUUUUUGGACCGUGAUGUUGUGGAUGCUCCGGAUGAGGGGAAGCCUGAAGACAGCGACUUCUAUAGAAGACGUCCAUUUUCACACUAG